AUGGCGACGAUUUUUCUUCACUGCGGAUUUUGGGACCAUGUUCGUGGAUGCUGUUAUUACGAAGGUCCGUACAAGCGAGGAGCAAAACGGUACUGCUGUUGUUUGUUUCCAAGAUGGCCUUGCAGCAAAGCUCUUGUGGAAAUCGUAUUCCAAAGUUCUCUGUCUGGGUUCAUGUGGAUUUUCUGGGCGCUCUUGCAGCGUGACUAUUACAUCUGGGCCGCUCUCGGAGGAACGAAAGCAGCUAAAUUAAUCAAUGCCUCAGCCGCGCAAAAGUUACAAAUCGAAGCAGAUUACGCGAACGCGGGAAAAAAUUCACAGACGGCAGCGUUGCUCUUGCUAGCUGGAGCGUUACUUACAGGUUUCGUUGUUGUUUCAGUUCAGCGAUGCUGUUAUCAACGUGAGUUCGGUACUUUACCGAGUCCGUACCAGUAUAAGAAGCUCGAGUCAGAAGCUGCUGUGGAGGCCUUUAAACUGAACGUGGAAAAACUCGCGAAAGGACAAGGCAAGAGGCGUGCAGAUAUGUACUUUGCAACCAUGAACAAGAAAAAACCAUCUGACAUCCUUAAGAGUGCCUAGGAAAAUCUCGUCGCUGGGAACAAAUUUGACGAAGCGUUCCAUCUUUGGAAGAUUAUCAGGAGCCCCAAGCACACGCGGUUACGGGCAUCUCCAGGGAAGAUACAUUCUCCAAGACAGAAUUGCUGCGCAGAGCCAACAUGCCAUGCAUUAAGGCACUCAUCGUGAAACCAAAGCUGCGGGCGGUUGGACGUGUGGUUCGAACGGACGACGCGCGCCUCCCGAAGAUAGUCUUCUUCUCUGACCUGGCUACCGGUGCGCGGAGCAUUAGACACCCACUGAAGAGGUUCAAACAUGGCCUGAAACAAAAAAACUGAAUUGAAUCCCAUUCUUGGAUGAGAAACCCUCACCGCAAACCCCAGCGCCUGGAGAAUGGCCGUCCACAAGGGCGUUCAAGUCUUUUUAAAAAGCGGCUGUACAACCUCGACCAGGCCUUUCGGAAGGCCGGGUUCUGACUGCGCGAAGGCUGCGUCUUAGCGAUUGAGUCGAUCUAAACGGUUUCUUCGAGUUGUUUAGGGUAGGCCAUUAUAACUGAUUUUUUUUGUAAAUUUACUAAGGAUGGGACGUGGAAAGUAACGGACAAAGAACUACUCAGCAGCCAAGCGUCAACAGGAAAAGGUCAAGCGAAGCCUUUCCCCGCCAUGCCGCCUGUAAUCGGAAAAAAAACGAGGAUCUCAGCAGUGACGAAAAAUACGAGGAGGAGAGCUUUCGAACCAAACAACUCUUUUUAUUUGCUUGGCAAAUAGCUAAAGGAAUGGUAAUUACUAUAUGAUUAUUUUCUGAGCGACGUUGCUUCGAUUCAGUUUCUGUUUUCAUCAUUCAAAGAUCGGUUUCAGCCUAUUUCACAAGCAAGAAAUAAAGGACAAAUGGGUUAAUUUUCUGGAUGAAGAAUGAUUUGAUUUUUUUCAUUAGAAUGUCAAAUUAGUUUUAGUAGAGAAAUUGUCUUAGUCGAUCGAACCAAAUUUGUCAUGUUUCGUAUAAUCUUGAAUCAGUCGUUCAGAUCAGUUCAGUUUAGUAUUUUUCGUUUAGUAAUUUAGUUUAGUAAUUGUUUGCCCCUAAUUUUCUCGCCUUCACCCAUGCCUUUGUAGGCAGUAAUAGCCCUGUAACUGAAGUAUUAUGGUACUUAUUUUCAUUUUUUCUCCUUCCUUCUUAAAAUUAGAAUCAUCUCGCCGAAACAAUCUUGUUCACAGAGACCUUGCUGCCUGUAAUGUUCUUGUUGGCCAUGACAACCAAAUCAAAGUGUCAGACUUUGGGCUGAUGAGACAAAUCUAUGAAGAUGUGAGCAGCUCAGCGAAGUCCAAAAAACUUCCUGUGAAAUGGAUGGCCCCAGAAUCACUCUAUCAAGGCCUUUACACUACCAAAAGUGAUGUGUAUGUAAAAAAGAUUCACACUCUUAUAAACACAUUUCGAUACAUUGCUGCUCAGAAAACCUCAGCUACCCUAAAAAUCGUGAUCAGUGAGUUUAAUUCAAACCGAUCUAGAAUUCCAGUGGUCAAUAUAGUGGGUAAUUUCGUACUUGUCAGCGCAAUUUUGACUCAGGACUAUAUAUAGUUUUCAUAGUCAAUAGCGAGAGCGGCGUCUGUUGAAUUCUUAAAUCAGAGUGUAUGUAAAGAUCACUUAGAAGCUUUCCUUUGCUGGGAAAAGUUACAAAGUAUGCGACAGACCCGUGACCUAAAUUGGUAUUGAUUUCCCUACUCUAUUAACCUUGCUUGGCCAUUUGCUAAGAGCUUUAAGCAUCUGAGGCCUGGUGUCAUAGGGUUCAGUCAAGCGCGAAGGCACGGAAAGAUGGAGACACGCCCUUUUUCCCUUAAGUUCAUCAAGUAAAAAGAAGAGGGGGAAAAUUUAUAGUGUCUAUGCAGUAUUCAUGACCUUAGUGCUUUUCUCCAUAGGCGUACGGGCCGGGGGGGCGAGGGGGGCUGCAGCCCCCCCAAGUUUUGGGCAACUCAGACUUUUUGGGCAGCAAGAGAAAAUUUGGGCAAAGCCAGUUUUUAAAGACGUUUCCAUGUAUUUUUUUAUUAGUUUAAAGAGAAAUAUUUUCUAUUUUAAUCUGAAAUAAGUCUUGAAGUCAGCGUAAUAAUGCAGUUACAUUCUCUCGAGACACUCACAGUGGUUGCCUAACUCGUGAUGAGUUUCUGGUUAUAGGGAAGAGUAUCAUUUGUUGUUUUUCAUAUUUAUAGUUUUUUAUUGUUGAGCACUGUACUGCACUGCACUGACUGAAAUGGGCUCUUUCCAGUCGUGAAUUGAUUGGAAUAAACUUCCGCAUAUCUUUCUAGAAUCAUCUCCGCUCAUAGAACAGUGUAUGGCAGAUAGCAUCAGCAACAGCUGAAAAUGAAGAAGUGGCUGACUAGUACUCAGCUCGAAUUACGAGAAGAAUAUUAAAUUUUUAAAAAAAAUCUAUCAAGCAAUAAUUUAUUGAAGUAGACCGAAAUGUUUACAAAACCGCUAACAAGGGCGCCUCGAUACAUACUAAUGAAAUCCUUCUCUCUGGCAAUCGGCCGGAGCUAUCUACAUGAUCGUUUACGAGAUGAAAUUGAAUGUCAAAAGAGCUUCGUUUACUACGGAUAACAGCCAAACAUCAAGAUUUUUUUUUACCAUAUUUAUAACGAUAAAAACUUCAUACCAAAAUAUCCCAAUAACGCUCUUAUAGAUUCCGUUUUAACUUCACUAACAUCGAGGCGACUAUUGGAGAAAAAAGUUCCCGUGAAAGAUUUUUUAGGAACAGUUCCCAGUGCCGAGAAAUAUUGCUGUAUGAAGUAAAAUAGGCAAUGGCGUUGUUUCGUUGCUAUGACCGAUGACAACUCCGUUGUCAUUAAAACCCUGCUCAUGACAAAUUUUCAUCUUUUAUAUCUAAUAAAACUAUGGUAGCAAUUUUUCCAAAUGUUUGUCUAUGGCGACGUAGUUAUUUUCAAAAUUGGGAGGUAUUGACCCUGAAAAACUGUUGCAGUAUCGAGCCACCUUCAUAUGCCAGUACGGCCUUCGUUAUUGCAUCGUAUGGCCCUCGUUUCUUUUCUACGGUUUCGUAAAAAUUUGGGCAACUUUCGAGAAUUUUUUGGGCAAAUGGUUUACCGCCCCCCUGGCAAAAAAAUUGCCCGUACGCCUAUGCUUUUCUCUAUAGUUGGUCUUUGGGAGAUGGCUACAUUGGGUGAGUAGACCGUCACACACUGAUCAUGUUACCUUCCAAGGGGAGUAAGAUCCCAAGAACUGUCCUCCCUAGUGCCACGGGGGAUCGAUAUUACUUGAAUAGUGCGACUAGCCUGAUAUUAAAGGACGACACUGGUACUUUUAAAAGAGUGAGUCCUUAUUAAAUGAGGUUAUUGCCAUCAGGAAACAGGCCGAUACCUGAUCAGUUGUAUUUAUGGCAAGCCAUGCCCGUAGUUUCUUUUUUGGUUUGAACUAGGCUUUAUGUCUGAGAUCAUAAAUAAGUGAUAAUCGGCAUCAAAUAUGUACGCAUUAUAGAGAGCAUUAUUACUAAGCACCAUGCUUUCUUUCUUUCUUUCUUGCUUUCUUUCUUACAUUUAAAUGCAACUCUGACCCCUAUUCAAUCACUAUUCUUUUGCAAAACUGCAUUAUUGAGUGCGGGGGAAUGAAGAGUCGUGGACGUUGACAUUUCCAGUAGAAAUCUAUCCAGGGGAAUGAGCCGUAUUUUCAAAUAAUAACAUGAAUAUUUUUUUCUUUCUCAUAACGUGAUCAGGAGGUGUACCAUACCCUACGCUGACCAACUCAGAGUUGUAUCGACUGCUUGGCACUGGUUAUCGCAUGGAAAGGCCUAACAUGUGCUCCGAUGAUGUGUACGUUUCUUGA
This is a messenger RNA of Porites lobata, 4374 nucleotides long. NCBI's taxonomy places the organism in Eukaryota, Metazoa, Cnidaria, Anthozoa, Scleractinia, Poritidae. The record is from the annotation of a GenBank genome assembly.